AUGUAGAUGCUCUAACUGGGCAGCCCAUAGAAACUAGAAAGUUCAAAGUAGGAGAGGUGAGGAACUGAGGAGGGCAGCGUGUAACAUCACGUGCAGUGCAGAGCGUUCUGUAACCUCUCCUCCUCCGAAAACCUAAUCCACGUAAAUGCUCAGAUCCUCGUAAGUAACUUCGAAAACCAAUCACUACGACUGAAAAAUGGCGGUUCCGGUGGUGCGGUUCCCGAUCUUCCUGACGAUAAGGGUGAUGGGCGUGAUAGUCACCGCUCUGUUGCUGACCUGGACCCUCCAUUACAGAGGAGGCUUAGCUCUCAUUUCCGACAACAAGGACCUCAUCUUCAACGUCCAUCCAGUUCUAAUGGUGAUCGGCCUCCUGCUAUUAAAUGGCGAAGCCAUGCUUGCAUACAAGUCAAUUCCAGGAGCAAGAAGCUUUAGAAAGUUAGUUCAUCUAACAUUACAAUCCCUUGCUUUCUGUUUAAGCAUCAUUGGUGUAUGGGCUGCUCUAAAGUUCCACAAUGAAAAAGGGAUUGACAAUUUCUACAGCCUACAUUCAUGGUUGGGUCUAGCUUGCCUUUUCCUAUUUGGCAUUCAGUGGGCGGCUGGAUUUGCAACCUUCUGGUAUCCAGGUGGCUCAAAAAAUAGCAGAGCGACCUUGCUACCAUGGCAUGUAUACUGUGGGUUUUAUAUUUAUGCCCUUGCUAUUGCUACUGCGACUACUGGUAUUUUAGAAAAGGCAACAUUUCUUCAAACCAGCGGGGUGAUAUCACGCUAUUCAACGGAGGCUUUUCUGGUCAAUUCUUUGGGAGUAUUGAUCGUUGUCCUCGGCGGUUUUGUUGCUCUUGCAGCUGUUACCGAUGGGCAUAGUUGAUGCCCACAGAGAGACCAACAAAUUAGCGCCCAAUUCGAAGUGGCCAAGAGGUGUAUUUUUAUUCGACAUGUAAUAAAAGGGCUACUUAUUUGUUACCAAAUGGGUGUGUUGAUCUAGAAAACCUAGGAAGUUAUCGGUUUUCUCCUGGGACUCGCUUGGGAACAAAGGAGGCUUGGUGAGCCUUGGUCCCCUUCUUUUAAAUGUUAUUGUGCCACGUAGAAAUGAAGUUUGAUGCACGUCCUGACUGUCA
Molecule: messenger RNA, 1115 nt
Organism: Carya illinoinensis
Lineage: Eukaryota; Viridiplantae; Streptophyta; Magnoliopsida; Fagales; Juglandaceae
Product: transmembrane ascorbate ferrireductase 2-like
Exons: 4
Coding region: 197-865 (222 amino acids)
Molecular function (GO): oxidoreductase activity
Source: RefSeq, a predicted model, not a curated record